AUGGAUAGCAGAAUAUGCAGCAAGAAACCGAUGGGAGAGGAAGGAAGUGACGAAUGUGCUCAAGCCCUUCAAAAUUCUAAAAACGAGGCAGCAAACAAAGAGCAAGGUCAAGAUGAAGCUGAUGAGAUCGAAUAUGAUGAGCAAAAUGGAGCAUUACCAGAUUGGGACUAUCUGAAUGCUCACUUCUCCAGAAAUGUUCUAAAUGAUUUGGAAUCGGAGGCCCAGGAUGUUCCGGAGUUUGUUGCUAAAGAAAUUAUCGUUGCUUCAAGUCUGGCUGAUGUGUCAGAAACCCCAGAAGGACCACAGAAGGCUGACCGGGACUUUGAAAUUUUUGGAAUUCUACCACGACUCAUAGUUCUUGUUCUAAGAAUUAAGGUCGAAGUGGUUCAGGAUAUUGAUCACGAAAUCGAAGCUCCAGAUCCUCCAGAGCACAUUAUCUAUGAGCUCCAGGAUCGUUUGCUAAAAUUCCAAAAUACAAUUCCAAUGCGAUGCCAAGCUCAAGAGUUACUGCGCCAGCUCAUCUUCCCAUAUGCCGCGAAAUGGGUGGCUUCAAGAUGCCUAGAGGAAUUUGAACUCAUGUUCGAAACAAAAGCGGCUCAAUUUUUUGAAGAAUUGAACUCCUUGAUCACUCAUAAAAACCAGGAGAUUCAGUGGCUGGAAUAG
Caenorhabditis briggsae is the source of this 663-nucleotide messenger RNA. Bases 1 to 663 code for a protein of 220 amino acids. The transcript has 3 exons. The record is from RefSeq and is a predicted model, not a curated record. NCBI's taxonomy places the organism in Eukaryota, Metazoa, Nematoda, Chromadorea, Rhabditida, Rhabditidae.